AUGCCCCUCUUCGUAAACCUCAAGAUUCUCAAGAAAGAACCAAGAGGUACUUUCCAUCAAAUAACUGACACAGACACCAACAUAACACUUGUAAGAUACAUGGACAACAGUGUUUUUACUAUAGCGUCGACAGCAACAGGCGUUCAUCCUGAGGGGAAAGCAAAGCGUUGGUCCUCUAGCAAUAAAAAACACAUCGUUGUGCCACAGCCAAACUGUGUCAAUUGGUACAAUAUGAAUAUGGGUGGGGUGGAUAGGCUAGAUGAAAAUGUAUCUACCUACCGUAUUCAUAUUCGCAACAAAAAGUGGUAUUUGGCCCAAUGGUUGCAAUACAUGCUGAAUGUGAGUAUGAAUAAUGCUUGGAUUUUAUACAGAAUGACGCCAAAAGGAGCUGAAGAACAAUUAGAUCUUCUUGGAUUCACCCGCUACAUUGUCCGUACGUACAUGCGAACAUGCACAAAGCCAUCGAUCCUCUGCUGGACGGCCAAGCCAGACAGUAUCCAGUAG
Homalodisca vitripennis (glassy-winged sharpshooter) is the source of this 504-nucleotide messenger RNA. RefSeq names its product piggyBac transposable element-derived protein 3-like. The transcript has a single exon. The record is from RefSeq and is a predicted model, not a curated record. NCBI's taxonomy places the organism in Eukaryota, Metazoa, Arthropoda, Insecta, Hemiptera, Cicadellidae. The coding region runs from base 1 to 504 and encodes 167 amino acids.